AUGUCAAUCAUAGUCAAAGGAAAACUGACUACCACCGUAAACCCGCCGCAUUGUACACAAGUGACGAAAAGUACCGACUAUCAGGCUAAGUAUAAUUACGACUACCCGGUAGUUUAUAUUCCUCCCGGCCAGCGCGAAGCCUUUCAACGCUUAUUCUGCAUCAAACCACCCACAGUGAACUACGAAGGGACAGUAGUAUGCGAUUGGGUUGCUCCUCCUGAGGUUCAGUUCACAUUUGGUGAUGAAUACAUGCACGUCGUACGACAAGAUCCUACCGGUAGAUACCUCGGCUCGAAUCGUGGCCAGAUAUUCUACACAGCUCACGGCCUACUUACCACUUGGGCUACAAACGUGACUAUACCAGUUCCAGAUAACAUGCGAAUGAUUUUUAUCAAGGUGAUUGUAGACUCCACACAAGAACCCAAAGUUAACUACGACCACCAAAGUAAGACAAUCAACAUCAAGUACUCCUGGCAUCAAGCGCCUUCGUCGUCUUUCAAAAUUAUAGCUCAAGGCUACCUUUUCGAUGAUAAACCUCAUCUUGGAUAG
Molecule: messenger RNA, 549 nt
Organism: Arctia plantaginis
Lineage: Eukaryota; Metazoa; Arthropoda; Insecta; Lepidoptera; Erebidae
Source: the annotation of a GenBank genome assembly